Messenger RNA from Nematostella vectensis (starlet sea anemone), 1706 nucleotides. RefSeq names its product polycomb group RING finger protein 2. The transcript is spliced from 11 exons. The coding region runs from base 105 to 1646 and encodes 513 amino acids. Gene Ontology annotation, biological process: negative regulation of transcription by RNA polymerase II. The record is from RefSeq and is a predicted model, not a curated record. Gene Ontology annotation, molecular function: promoter-specific chromatin binding. Lineage: Eukaryota; Metazoa; Cnidaria; Anthozoa; Actiniaria; Edwardsiidae. Gene Ontology annotation, cellular component: PRC1 complex.
UGGUUAAUCGAUAACAGUGAAUAAUGGCUUAAACCUCGCAAGACUCUGACAUUCACCACAUCAACGCAGAAAACAGUUGCCAGGGUAACGAAGACAUCUCCACGAUGCUGCGCACAUUGUCCUUGAAAGAGCUCAAUCCGCACAUCAUCUGUGUACUUUGCGGGGGGUAUCUGGUGGAUGCGACAACGAUAAUAGAGUGCCUUCACUCAUUUUGUCGCGGCUGCAUUGUACGUUACUUAGACACGAGCUACCGCUGUCCAGUGUGUGACGCAGAAAUACACAAGACGAGACCUUUACUCAACAUUAGGGCAGAUAACGUGCUUCAGGACAUCGUGUACAAAGUUGUACCGGGAAUGUAUUUCGAGGAGAAAAAGAGACGGAAGGGAUGCGAAGAACAGUUAAAGAAAUCACGAAAUCCAGAGAAACUAUCCCAGGAAGUGUGUGAUACGAAAACUAUUGAUAAGGAGAAAGAGCAAACAACCGAUGAACCGGAUAUCGAGGACCCCAUCUGCCUGACCCUGGAAUUCUACAAGCGAAGAAAGAAUACCAGUGAGCAACAGAUCUUUCCGACUCGUUACCUACGAUGUACUUCAUCUGUGACUGUCAGCGUCAUCAAGAAAUUUCUCACCAUCAAGUUUGGAAUCCCACCAACACAUAAGUCUGAGCUGAUUCGAUCAGAUGAGAUACUUGAUGAUAAUCUGACUAUGAAGGAGCUGACGCGGAUCUAUGGGAUCUUCUCCAAGGCGCACUUGGAUCUGCAGUACUUAUUCAUGUCGGUGAAGGAUGACGAUUACGAGGCGGAGCAGGAGGCCAAGAGGCAAAAGCUCGCGCAUGCGGAGCGACAGCGGGAGCUGUAUUUAUUGUACCAGAAGCAGCAACAACGACGACGGGAACUAGAGAGAGAAGAACAAGGACGCGAACAGCGCGAACUGGACACGAGCGGCUCACCGGCACAUGAGCUGGUUCAUAAACUUUCGAGCAAAAAGCGCAAACGUGUUUCGGGAGGUCACCAAAAACCGUCUAAACACAAACCAGGAAAUACUGGGCUAACAACACAACCUGGAUGUACCCGGAUACCAACACAAGCGGGAGAUACUGGGAUACCAACACAAGUGGGAGAUACUGAGAUUCCAACAGAAGCGGGAGAUACUAGGAUACCAACACAAGUGGGAGAUACUGGGAUACCAACACAAGCGGGAUAUACUGGGAUACCAACACAAGCGGGAGAUACUGUGAUACCAACACAAGCGGGAGAUACUAGGAUACCAACACAAGCGGGAGAUACUGGGGAAAACUGGGCAAAAAAUCAAUUGGAGUGUACUGGGGCGAGACAACGAGUGGAAGAGACUGGGGCGAGACAAAAAGGAGACACCGAGGAUGUGGGACUUGCGAUAUACGUCAACAAGCAAAACAUUCAGAAGCAAGAACUUAAUGACGGACCUAAAGAUGACGACAUCAAAAUCACUACAGACGGUCUGGGGACUUGGCCACUAGGAUGCGAUUCAGAAUCCUCUAGCACGAAAGAGAACAAUGCCUUGAUUGACAACAUUCCUGUUAACCCGACGACAAACGGUAACCACGGUAACAAGAGGUCACAGGAAAUGAACGAAAAACGAGCAGCACAAGAGAAAGUGGAAGUAUAUUGAGUUGCAUGACUUUACUAUGUGUAGAUAUAUUUGUUUCUAUAAAUUCGAAAAGAAUUUCUG